Messenger RNA from Lodderomyces oxycetoniae, 1563 nucleotides. RefSeq lists its product as uncharacterized. Gene Ontology annotation, cellular component: endoplasmic reticulum membrane. NCBI's taxonomy places the organism in Eukaryota, Fungi, Ascomycota, Pichiomycetes, Serinales, Debaryomycetaceae. Bases 1 to 1563 code for a protein of 520 amino acids. The transcript has a single exon. The record is from RefSeq and is a predicted model, not a curated record. Gene Ontology annotation, biological process: cellular response to oxidative stress; protein N-linked glycosylation.
AUGUCAAUAACCACACUGCUUAGGUCACGUUUUAGUGUAAACUUUGAGUCAAGUCAAGUCGGUGAAGAGUGUCCUGUCCAAGGCUGUCGACAAAGGCAAUACGCUUCAGAUUCAGGGCAAGAGGACAGAGGACAGAGAAGACAGAAAAAACAGAAAAACCCUUUGGAUCAGCAAACCCUUUUGGAUCAGCAAACCCCUUUGGAUCAGCAAUACCCUUUGGAUCAGCAAACCCUUUUGGAUCAGCAAAACCCUUUGGAUCAGCAAACCCCUUUGGAUCAGCAAACCCCUUUGGAUCAGCAAAACCUUUUGGAUCAGCAAAACCCUUUGGAUCAGCAAUACCCUUUGGAUCAGCAAUACGCUUCAUAUUCAGGUCAAGAGGACAGAAUACAGAGAAGACAGAAAAAACAGCAAACCCCUCUGGAACAACUAAGACGACAAGAAGGCGAGGAGUUGUCAGAGCAGUCAGAGUUGGAGCUGGAUUCCGGGUUGACUCGCCAACUAGUCGAGCAACAAGAUUUUGAGUAUCAAGAACAACAACUACCCACUUAUGAAGUGUCGCAACUUAUACAUCAACGGCUGGAAUCAACUCCUAAUUUAAGUACAAGCUUUUCAUCACUGGCUUUCUAUACACCUAUUCCAUCACUACCCAUUCCUAGAACCACGUCUAUGCUACAGCUGAAUUCUUCCGACUCAUCCAUCAUAUCAACCAAUCUUUACCAAGCACCACCACAUUCACUUUAUAGUUCUUCCGAAUCAAGCUGCAGUAUAUCAAAUAUGGCAAUCAAAGCAAGAAGCAAUAAACUACAACAAAAUUCAAUAAAAAAACUCGGCUUGAAAUUUUUGAAUGCCCGUCAACAUUUUCUUCUAGCAUCAUGUCGCAACGUUUCCCUAAUUCCUCCACUAUUUGGACUAUAUCAAUCUUGGAAACGUAUAUAUUUCGAUAAUGAAAAUUUGAGUCCACAUGUUCCUCAAAUCACUACUGCUAGGGGGUUGGAACAUUUUUCAACUGGCGUUUGGUGCGUCGUUGCUGCAUAUUUAUCAUACUCCAUUUUAGACUCGUUGAUAAUUCGAUGGAUAGUAACUUAUUCUGCAUCAGCUGCGAUUGUUCGAGUACUAUCUAUGUCAGCUAUGAUUAUCACUUUUGAGUUGUAUUUUGUCAGCACGUUUAGUGCUGAGGGAUACAAGUACGCAUUGCAUAUUUGGAUUUUGAUUAGCUGCUUGUUGACAUUGAUUUUUAUAGUGCAGAAUUUCGUUACCCUGAAUCUACAAUUAGCUAGCUAUGGUGGCACUAAUAAAGGUGACAACCUACAUCAAGUUGCAAACGGAGGGGGAAUGAGAACUGUAUACGUUUCACAAGAACCAAAUGGAACAGGCUCAAAUGAAGAACUAAAAAGGCAUGCUAGAAAGGUAAAAAAGCCUAGAAGAUUUUUCGACCUCUACAAUAUUGUGGUAUUUGCAGUUGUUCCUGUUGGAUUGGCUAGUUUCAUCACCAUGAUUGGAUUACUUCGGUCGCUAUUAAUUUUGAGAAUUGAUGUAGACCAAGCCAUUCAUGCACAGGUCUAA